AUGUUUAUUCCGGAACCAGUCGUAUCCAUGUCCAUCACACCGACAGACAAAAACAAUGCCGAAUCGUUCAGUAAAGGACUGACCAGAUUUAUCAAAGAAGAUCCCACAUUUCGUCUGUCCCAGGACCCGGAAAGUGGCGAAUCUUUGGUCUCAGGGAUGGGCGAACUGCACCUGGAAAUCUACGCACAACGUUUGGCACGUGAAUACAACGCCCCGUGUGUACUGGGAAAACCAAAGGUGGCUUUUCGUGAGACACUCUCGGAACCGUUCCAAUUUGAUUAUCUACACAAAAAGCAAUCCGGUGGCGCUGGUCAGUAUGGUCGCGUUAUUGGCAUUUUGGAGCCACUUCCGGCGGAACAAAAUACCCAGCUCAUCUUCUCGGACGAGACUGUCGGUACUCAUGUGCCCAAGCAAUAUGUUCCAGCUAUUGAGACUGGUUUUAGAAACACAUGUGAGCAAGGACUGAUGGCUGGACAACGUAUUUCCGGUGUCCGGUUUCGAUUACAAGAUGGCGACAAUCACGUUGUGGACAGUAGUGAUUGGGCCUUUCAACAAGCUGCUGAAGGUGCAAUGAGGCAAGCCAUGAGCGAAGGUAAUUGGAUGAUACUAGAACCGAUAAUGCUAGUCGAGUCUUCAGCUCCGGAAGAAUUUCAAGGUUCUCUGUUGGCCGCAAUCACUCGUCGCAGUGGUCUGAUUGCAAACGCGGAAGCUCACGACGGUUACGUAACUAUUGAGGCUGAGGUACCUCUAAACGAUAUGUUUGGCUAUGCCGGGGAAUUGCGUAGUCUAACCGAAGGCAAAGGUGAAUUUUCCAUGGAAUAUCUCAAAUACUGUCCGGCACGCCAGCCAACUGUGGACAAACUGAUCGAGGAGUACGAGAAAGCCCAGGAGGAGAAGUUUGCCGCAACCGGCAAGUCCGGGGCUGUCGCGGGCGGGAACAAGAAGAAGCGGAAACGAUAG
This is a messenger RNA of Echinostoma caproni, 960 nucleotides long. The record is from the annotation of a GenBank genome assembly. NCBI's taxonomy places the organism in Eukaryota, Metazoa, Platyhelminthes, Trematoda, Plagiorchiida, Echinostomatidae.